AUGUCGCAACCAAAGAAACAAAAGCUCCAUCACCCGAGCGACGACAGCCGAUCGGUUAUCGCAGUCAAUGGAGGCCUUCGCGAGCACCUUGUCUCUCUGCGCCGAAACCAAAUUCCGACAUCUGACCCCGUCCGCCAAGCUGGCUCACCGCCAGGAUCACAGCGGCCGGAUGGCGUCCCUGACGAGCCUAACGACGUGCCAGAAGUACAUCAUGAAACGUCACGUGAACGGAAUGAUGUGCUAGCGGAGCAGAAUAGCCGACAUAUAUCUGAUCAGCCCGAUGGCGUCCCAGACGAGCCAGAUGAAGGGCUAGAGGAACAUCAUGAAAUAUCACAAGAACGGGGUGGCGUGCUGGUGGAGCAGAAUGGCAGACAAUUAUCUGGUCAGCCGGAUGACGUCCACAACGAGCCAAACGAAGUACUAGAGGAACAGAAUGAAACAUCACCGGAGCAGGAUGAUGUGCAAGUGGAGCAGACCGGCGGGCAAAAAUCUGAUCAGUCCGAAGACACUGACGGCUUCGUCCGCGACGAAUCUAGUCUAUUCAUUCCCGAAAACAACUAUUCACACGGCAUGUACCCAAUGCCACCCAUACAUCCUGAAAAUAUCCGAUCAAUUGGCGCAAAUAUCUUGCAGAAAAUUGACACCGAGAAACUUUUGACCACACGUGGAAGACAGGAGCUGAGAAAGAAGAUAGGGUAUGGUAACGCCUUAUCUUCGUCGAUCUCUAAAGAUUCUGGUCUUGUUAUAAUAUGCAAUCAUUGUGAGGCAGGGUUUGCAGGCCACAACAAUAUGACAGAUCAUCGAGACAGGGCGCACAGUGAAUGUGCGAAGGGGGGGCUAAAAGAGUGCGAGCUGAAAGACUGUUAUGAGCACCGAUGUGCGUUUCUACUCCCAAAAACUUGGUUGAGGAAUCAGCGAAAAUUUGCCUGGCGACACAGUGCGUUUCUGCAAAUGUAUAUCGCGUGGCUCAGGAACGAAGGAUUGAAGAGUACAACGCAAGAGAGCCUAGCAAGAGAAGGGGAUGAAGAAGCGCCAGUGGAGGAACAUGACAACCCUCGGUCUCUGGUUAAAAAGAUUACAAGACCGUCGACAAAAAAAGCCGACGUUUUGGCUCAUGCUGUCGGUGAGGAUGACGCCGGCUGGUGA
Exophiala viscosa is the source of this 1146-nucleotide messenger RNA. RefSeq lists its product as uncharacterized. The transcript has 4 exons. NCBI's taxonomy places the organism in Eukaryota, Fungi, Ascomycota, Eurotiomycetes, Chaetothyriales, Herpotrichiellaceae. The coding region runs from base 1 to 1146 and encodes 381 amino acids. The record is from RefSeq and is a predicted model, not a curated record.